This is a messenger RNA of Phycomyces blakesleeanus NRRL 1555(-), 1116 nucleotides long. RefSeq lists its product as hypothetical. Lineage: Eukaryota; Fungi; Mucoromycota; Mucoromycetes; Mucorales; Phycomycetaceae. Gene Ontology annotation, molecular function: protein serine/threonine/tyrosine kinase activity; protein serine/threonine kinase activity; ATP binding. The transcript has 6 exons. Gene Ontology annotation, biological process: peptidyl-serine phosphorylation; peptidyl-threonine phosphorylation. The record is from RefSeq and is a predicted model, not a curated record. The annotation marks the transcript as partial.
AGUUUGUCACCCUUUGAACACAAAGAGAUCCUCGAAUACUCACAGGUGUAUUUUGUUGGUGCACAUGCUGAAAAACGACGUGCCUCCCCUGGCCAAGCAUACUCCAAUUUUGGUUAUGAUGAUGGUCGUGGUGAAUACCACAUUGUCGAAAAAGACCAUCUGGGCUAUCGUUACGAAGCAAUCGGUGGUCUGGGACGAGGUUCGUUUGGACAGGUUGUAAAAUGCUUUGAUCACAAAACCGGCCAAACUGUGGCUAUCAAGAUCAUUCGCAAUAUGCCACAAUAUCACACCCAAGCAUUGGUAGAGAUCAAGACGCUUGAAGAACUAGUCAGAUGGGACCCUGAAGAUGAACAUAAUAUGGUUCGAAUGUUGAAUCACUUUUAUUUCCGAAAUCAUUUGUGUAUUGCCUUUGAGUGCUUAAGCUUUAAUCUCUACGACUUUCUUAAGAGUAGUCAAUUCCAAGGGUUUAGUAUUGGGUUGAUUCGAAGGUUUGGAAUACAGAUCCUUAAUUGUCUAGCUCUUUUGAAAAAACACAAGCUUAUACAUUGUGAUCUGAAGCCAGAGAAUAUUAUCUUAAAGUGCCCCACAAAAAGUACUAUAAAGGUCAUUGAUUUUGGUAGUUCAUGUCUGGAGAGUGAAAAAGUGUUUACAUAUAUCCAGAGUCGGUUUUAUCGCUCACCGGAAGUAAUGCUGGGUCUACCUUACAGUAGUGCAAUUGAUAUGUGGAGUAUAGGAUGUAUUCUAGCAGAGUUAUUUACAGGAAAGCCACUUUUUCCGGGUGAGAACGAGCAAGACCAGCUGGCUUGUAUUAUGGAAAUUCAAGGAGUACCUGAUAAACGUCUCGUGGAAGCAAGCACGCGCCGCAAAACCUUGUUCGAUUCUUAUGGUAAUCCUCGUAUCUUCCCAAACUCCAAAGGUCUCAAGCGCAAACCAGGAUCCAGGAAAUUAGCAGUAGCUUUGAAAUCUACAGACGAGGAUUUUGUUGACUUUAUAGACAGUUGUCUUCAAUGGGAUCCUGUACAUCGGUUAUCUCCAACAGAGGCAAUGAAACACCCUUGGAUUCGCAAGCCAAGCUCGAGUUCUAGGUCAAGGGAACAAAAAACAAAAAACAAAUAA